AACGCAGAGAGAGGAUCAUAGACUGACUCAGCUGAGGCAGGCAGGGAGAGGGGAGGUACAGGGGCUGAGCUUUCCCCCUCUAGCCCAGCGGUUUCCUCCCCCGCUCCCAUUCUGCUCUCUCAGUCUUUCACAGUCACACAGUGUAGAGACGUACAGACAGAACAGCUCAGGCAGGAGAAAACCACUGGGAGGCAGGCAGGCGGCUGGGGGCUGAUGCUGCCAUUCCUUACACACAGAGGGGAAAGAGAGAGCGGGAAGGAGAGAGAGAGAGGGAGAGAGAUUGCUCAUCUACAGGAAAAGAGGGGCAGGGGAGAGUAGUUUUCUGUACUUUUCCCAGCAACACGUGGAUGGAACUCUCACAGGCUGUUAGCCUGUGGUGAGAUAACAACUAACGGUAGAAUCAUCGCGGGGAUGAAGGGGAGAAAGGAGGGGAAGAGGCCAACACCCUUUCAUGGAAUUGGAACCCAACCCUCUUGAUCCUAUGAUGUGGAAUGCUUUGUGACUGUGUGGACACAACAAAACGGUGAUGACUGGAGACAUGAUUGUCUCAACAAUACAGUCCCAGUAGAGAGCAGAGUGGAGAGGUGUCAGGAGGAGAUGAAAUUUAACUGAAGACCAACAUUUCUCUGAGGAGCCCAUGUCUGCCGUUGGGCAAAUAUGAUGGAACUCAGACACUCCCAAAUCAUUUGGAAUAAUUGUGAAAGUAGCAGCCUGUCAAACGCAACAACCUAUUGGACUUGACAAAAAGAUAGAAAAGGGGGGGCAAGGGUAGGAAGGUUGAAGAAUGUUUUUGAAUUUCAGAAGGAUCAGAAAAUGUCAAUGUGUGCAGCUGGUGACGACGUGCUUUGUCCUGUCCGUGUUGAUGGUGUGCUGGGAGCAGCUGGACCACCAUGUGGUGAGCCAUAUGAAGUCCUACUCCUACCGCUACCUGGUCAACAGCUACGACUUCAUCAACAAGAGCUUUGGCAUCAGCCAGAAGGAGGCUAAGAGCCAGAGCAACUUCCCAUACCUCAUCAACCACCAUGACAAGUGUGACAGCAAUGAAGUGCUGUUGCUGCUGUUCGUCAAAUCUUCCCCAGAGAACCUGGAGAGGAGGCAGGCCAUCCGGGCCACCUGGGGGAAUGAGGCCUACACCCAGAGGGAGUUGGGGGCCACCGUGAGGGUGGUGUUUGCCCUGGGGGUCCACCCCAACCCCCAGCAGAGGGGCCAUGUACAGAGGGGGCUGCUGGGGGAGGACCAGGUCUAUGGGGACCUGGUCCAGCAGGACUUUGUUGACACCUUUCACAACCUCACCAUCAAACUGCUGCUGCAGUUCCGCUGGAGCCACAACUACUGCAGCCAAGCACGUUUCCUCAUGUCAGCCGACGACGACAUCUUUGUCCACAUGCCCAACCUGGUGCACUACCUGCAGGGCUUAAUCCGUCAGGGGGCCCGGGACCUCUGGGUGGGCCACGUGCACAGGGGAGCCCCACCUAACCGCCGGAAGGACAGCAAGUACCACGUGCCUUAUGAGAUGUACCAGUGGCCAUCUUACCCAGACUACACGGCGGGGGCAGGGUACGUUGUCUCAGGGGACGUGGCUUCCAAAAUCUACCAGGCCACUCUGUCCCUCAAUGCCUCGCUGUACAUUGAUGAUGUGUUCAUGGGCAUCUGUGCCAACGCCAUGGGGAUGUCUCCCCAGGAACAUGUUUACUUUUCAGGGGAAGGGAAGGCCCCCUAUCACCCCUGCAUCUACGAUAAGAUGAUCACCUCUCACGGACACGUGGCAGAUGUCCGGUACCUUUGGAAGGCAGCGACGGACCCCCAGAUCCAUGACAUUUCCUCUGGUCUGUUGGGAAAGAUGUACUGCACAGCAGUGAAAGUAAUGCUCCUCUGUAAACCUUACUAUUUAAAUACCUACCCAUGCAAAGCAGCAUUUUCAUAGUGUAUUGUAAGGCUGCACAGAAUGUCAGUCUUUAUUUUAUUUUAUAUUUCAGUGUCUACCGCUGGUAUCAUUUUCUAAAUAAAGACCAAAGCCUUGUUCUUGAGCAUAUAUUCACCACUCCUGCCUUGGCUUGAUGGAUACUGCAGUUGUACUUUGUGCUUUAGCUAAUUGUGUGAUGGUAAACAGACUGUUCGUGUUCUUGGCUGCAUUCAGGAACAUUUUGGCUGGCUGCAUGAAGUCGUAAGGGAAGAAUAAUUUGAAUAAAUUACCUCACUAGCUGACAUUAGGGUUUUUAUUCAGUUUUCUAUUGCUCAUUAAAUUAAACUGGUUGAAAGUG
This is a messenger RNA of Salvelinus sp. IW2-2015, 2261 nucleotides long. Its product is annotated as lactosylceramide 1,3-N-acetyl-beta-D-glucosaminyltransferase A. Gene Ontology annotation, cellular component: Golgi membrane. Lineage: Eukaryota; Metazoa; Chordata; Actinopteri; Salmoniformes; Salmonidae. The record is from RefSeq and is a predicted model, not a curated record.